Molecule: messenger RNA, 1794 nt
Organism: Herpailurus yagouaroundi (jaguarundi)
Lineage: Eukaryota; Metazoa; Chordata; Mammalia; Carnivora; Felidae
Gene: KRTAP10-12
Product: keratin associated protein 10-12
Exons: 2
Coding region: 75-1115 (346 amino acids)
Cellular component (GO): keratin filament
Source: RefSeq, a predicted model, not a curated record
AGCCCCAAACACCCCGAGCACCCACCACACCCACACCCACACCCACUCCCUCCUCCAGCCCCACCGCCCCCGCCAUGGCCGCAUCCACCCUGUCCGUCUGCUCCAGCGACCUGAGCUAUGGCAGCCGCGUCUGCCUGCCCGGGGCCUCGGACUCCUGCCCUGACUCCUCCUGGCAGGUGGACGACUGCCCAGAGAGCUGCUGCGAGCCCCCGUGCUGCGCCCCGGCCCCCUGCCUGACCCUCCUAUGCGGCCCCUCCUCCCCCUGCCAGGGAGACUGCUGCACCCCUGCGUGCUGCAAGCCCCCCGUCUGCUGCACCCCUGUCUGCUGCAAGCCCGUCUGCUGCACCCCUGUCUGCUGUGAGGACUCCCCCUGCACAACCUCUUCAUGCUGCCAGCCGUCCUGCUGCACCUCCUCCCCCUGCCAGGAAGACUGCUGCACCCCUGCAUGCUGCAAGCCCGUGUGCUGCACCCCUGUGUGCUGCAAGCCCGUGUGCUGCACCCCUGUCUGCUGCAAGCCCGUGUGCUGCACCCCUGUGUGCUGCAAACCCGUGUGCUGCACCCCUGUCUGCUGCGAGGACUCCCCCUGCUCAGCCCCCUCCUGCUGCCAGCCCAGCCCCUGCUGCAGACCCUCCUCCUGCGUGUCCCUGCUCUGCCGCCCCGUGUGCAGGCCCGCCUGCUGCACCCCUGUCUGCUGCCAGGACUCCCCCUGCACAACCUCUUCAUGCUGCCAGCCGUCCUGCUGCACCUCCUCCCCCUGCCAGGGAGACUGCUGCACCCCUGCGUGCUGCAAGCCCGUGUGCUGCACCCCUGUGUGCUGCAAGCCCGUGUGCUGCACCCCUGUGUGCUGCAAGCCUGUCUGCUGCACCCCUGUCUGCUGCAAACCCGUCUGCUGCGCCCCUGUCUGCUGCACCCCUGUGUGCUGCGAGGACUCCCCCUGCUCAGCCCCCUCUUGCUGCCAGCCCAGCCCCUGCUGCAGACCCUCCUCCUGCGUGUCUCUGCUCUGCCGCCCCGUGUGCCCCCGCCCCGCCUGCUGCGCCCCUGCCUCCUCCUGCUGCCGCCCAGCCUCCAGCGUGUCCCUGCUCUGCCGCCCCGUGUGCCCCCGCCCUGCCUGCUGAGGCCACCAUUCUGAUGGGCACGUCCCCCCAGGGCCAGCUGAGCACUCUGGGGACCCCCGGCUCUUCCCUGCCUCCUUCACGAUCUAACCCAGCGCAAUCUUGGGCACACAGGUCAGCGUGAAUGUUCACCAUCUUCGGACCCUAAUAACCAGGGCCGAGCCGGUUCGCAGCCUCACAUCACGACCAGAUGAACCAGAGCCAGCCCUCCCGUUACUGAAAGGCCCCCAGGCUGUUUCUGGCAGCCACGGCCCCCAGCUCUGUAGUCUUACUGGGGCUCCUGGCCCUGGAAGCUGUCUGCCUCCUCCCAAGCACACACCUGGAGCUAAGCGAAUAAACCUGCAGUCCUGGCCUCCACUGACCCUCUCUCCCAGCCUCCGGGCUAACGGAACCCUGGCUUUAGCAAUCCUGCUCACGAGCCACAUCUUGGGAGCACUUCCAAUGGCAGUGAGUUCUGAGGCCCACCCUGGUGGUCACCAACAGCACCUCCAGGAGGCUCCGGGUGGCUGGACGGAAUGUUCGGGCCUCAGGUGGCACAGCCACCCGGACAGCGGGCCCCUUGGCAAGAAGGCCCCAUUGCCCCAGGCCUCGCUCUCCCCGGUCAGUCCAGCACCAGGAUGCAGGGCCCAAGGUGGUUUCUGGGCCGGGAGGCAGGCGGGGCCGGGCCUUCCAGGGAGACAGC